This is a messenger RNA of Cebus imitator (Panamanian white-faced capuchin), 5021 nucleotides long. It is a transcript of the gene ASAH2, whose product is annotated as N-acylsphingosine amidohydrolase 2. The record is from RefSeq and is a predicted model, not a curated record. The transcript is spliced from 22 exons. Gene Ontology annotation, cellular component: extracellular region. Gene Ontology annotation, biological process: ceramide catabolic process; sphingosine biosynthetic process; long-chain fatty acid biosynthetic process. The coding region runs from base 267 to 2603 and encodes 778 amino acids. Lineage: Eukaryota; Metazoa; Chordata; Mammalia; Primates; Cebidae. Gene Ontology annotation, molecular function: N-acylsphingosine amidohydrolase activity.
GUUAGAGCGUCCAGCCUCCAAGAGUUAACCUGCAGCACUGCUCAGAAGAGCAGGGGCAGAGGAUACCAAAGCGUCCCGGCACUCUGGCUUGCAGGGGAAUGACAUGCGGUUUUGAACAAGCAGCUGCCGCAGCAGGUCUGGUAGGUUUCAGAAAGUGCUGAGAAGUAUAAGCCCAGCAACGUGCAAGGGGAAAGAGGACACGACUCUGGAUGGCCACUUGCUUUACUGGGAUGCAAAAGCUCUUUUGAGUACUAGAAUCAGAAGAAAUGGCUAAACGCACCUUCUCUAACUUGGAGACAUUUCUGAUUUUCCUUCUUGUAAUGAUGACUGCCAUCACAGUGGCCCUUCUCAGCCUCUUGUUUAUCACCAGUGGGACCAUUGAAAACCACAAAGGAAGCCAUUAUUUUCCAACCACUCAAAGCCCUCCAGCCACCCAGGGCUCCACAACCACCCAGAGCUCCACAACCACCCAGAGCUCCACAACCACCCAGAGCUCCACAGCCACUCAAACUUCUCCAGAGACUUCGACCCCAGAGCCUCCUCUGUUUCAGAACUUCAGUGGCUAUCAUAUUGGUGUUGGACGAGCUGACUGCACAGGACAAGUAGCAGAUAUCAAUUUGAUGGGCUACAGCAAAUCUGGCCAGAAUGCACAGGGCAUCCUCACCAGGCUGUACAGUCGUGCUUUUAUCAUGGCGGAACCUGAUGGGUCCAAUCGAACAGUGUUUGUCAGCAUUGACAUAGGCAUGGUAUCCCAAAGGCUCAGGCUGGAGGUCCUGAACAGACUGCAGAGUAAAUAUGGCUCCCUUUACAGAAGAGACAAUGUCAUCCUGAGUGGCACUCACACUCAUUCAGGUCCUGCAGGAUAUUUCCAGUAUACUGUGUUUGUAAUUGCCAGUGAAGGAUUUAGUAAUCAAACUUUUCAGCACAUGGUCACAGGUAUCUUGAAGAGCAUUGACAUAGCACAUACAAAUAUGAAGCCAGGCAAAAUCUUCAUCAAUAAAGGAAAUGUGGAUGGUGUGCAGAUCAACAGAAGUCCCUAUUCUUACCUUCAGAACCCACAGUCAGAGAGAGCAAGGUAUUCUUCAAAUACAGACAAGGAAAUGGUAGUCUUGAAAAUGGUAGAUUUGAACGGAGACGACUUGGGCCUUAUCAGCUGGUUUGCUAUCCACCCAGUCAGCAUGAACAACAGUAACCAUCUUGUAAACAGCGACAAUGUGGGCUAUGCAUCUUACCUUCUUGAGCAAGAGAAGAACAAAGGAUAUCUACCUGGACAGGGACCAUUUGUAGCAGCCUUUGCUUCAUCAAACCUAGGAGAUGUGUCCCCCAACAUUCUCGGCCCACAUUGUGUCAACACGGGAGAGUCCUGUGAUAACCCCAAUAAUACUUGUCCCAUUGGUGGGCCUAGCAUGUGCAUUGCUAAGGGACCUGGACAGGAUAUGUUCGACAGCACACAAAUUAUAGGACGGACAAUGUAUCAGAGAGCAAAGGAACUAUAUGCCUCUGCUUCCCAGGAGGUAACGGGACCACUGGCUUCAGCACACCAGUGGGUGAAUAUGACAGAUGUGAUCGUCUGGCUCAAUUCCACACAUGCAGCAAAAACAUGUAAACCAGCAUUGGGCUACAGUUUUGCGGCUGGCACCAUUGAUGGAGUUGGAAGCCUCAAUUUUACACAGGGGAAAACAGAAGGGGAUCCAUUUUGGGACACCAUUCGGGACCAAAUCCUGGGAAAACCAUCUGAAGAAAUGAAAGAAUGUCAUAAACCGAAGCCCAUUCUUCUUCACACUGGAGAGCUAUCAAAACCUCAUCCCUGGCAUCCCGAUAUUGUUGAUGUUCAGAUUAUUACCCUUGGGUCUUUGGCCAUAACUGCCAUCCCUGGGGAGCUUACGACCAUGUCUGGACGAAGACUUCGAGAGGCAGUUCAAGCAGAAUUUGCAUCUCAUGGGAUGCAGAAUAUGACUGUUGUUAUUUCAGGUCUAUGCAAUGUCUAUACACAUUACAUUGCCACUUAUGAAGAAUACCAGGCCCAGCGAUAUGAGGCAGCAUCUACAAUUUAUGGACCACACACAUUAUCUGCUUACAUUCAGCUCUUCAGAAACCUUGCUAAGGCCAUUGCUACGGACACAGUAGUCGACCUGAGCAGAGGUCCAGAACCUCCAUUUUUCAAGCAAUUAAUACUUCCAUUAAUUCCUAAUAUAGUGGAUAGAGCACCAAUAGGCAGAACUUUUGGGGAUGUCCUACAGCCAGCAAAACCUGAAUACAGAGUGGGAGAAGUUGCUGAAGUUAUAUUUGUAGGUGCUAACCCGAAGAAUUCAGUACAAAAUGAGACCCAUCAGACCUUCCUCACUGUGGAGAGAUAUGAGGCUACUUCAACAUCCUGGCAGAUAGUGUGUAACGAUGCCUCCUGGGAGACUCGUUUUUAUUGGCACAAGGGACUCCUGGGUCUGAGUAAUGCAACAGUGGAAUGGCAUAUUCCAGACACUGCCCAGCCUGGAAUCUACAGAAUAAAAUAUUUUGGACACAAUCGGAAGCAGGACAUUCUGAAGCCUCCUGUCAUACUUUCAUUUGAAGGCACUUCCUCUGCUUUUGAAGUUGUAACUACUUAGUGCAAAGUUGACAGAUCAUUUAAAGAACAGCUUUACUCUGUACACGUUAUAUAAAUGGUUUCAAAUGAAUGUGAACUAGUGAACUACUAUGUUGACUUCUAUAAUCGUCCCUAUUUGGGGACAGAUAGUUUACUGAGAAUGAGGCAGAGGGAUGUGUGUGUGUGUGUGUGUGUGUGUGUGUGUGUGUGUGUGUGUGUGAGAGAGAGAGAGAGAGAGAUAGAGAGAGAGAGAGAGAGAGAGAGAGAGAGGUUUGUCCCACAUAUCUUGUUCCAGCAGCCAUGUACCUAAAGCACGAUUUCCUUUGAGGCCUUGGGGUUGUUUAAGGGAGGCUCCCUUCAAUAUAAAGCCUCUGAAAUGUUAGUGAGAAUGGUUGAAUACAUGUGAACAAUGUUUAACCUAUUUAUUUAUAUAGAGAGUUAUUGAAUGCUAGUAGGGGAAAGUUUAUAGAAAUCAUCUAGUUUUACCCUUCAUCUUACAGAUGAGAAAAAUGGUCUUUUCCCCUAACCACAUUUACAAAAUAAGAUAUAAACCUUGACCAUAAAUGUAUGAGUCAAAUUAGAGAAACAAAAUCAGCAUGUCAGUUUUCCUUCAUUCAAAAUAACAUAUAGUCUUUCUAAGAAGUCACUCUGGGGUUAACAUGCUUAGUUCAGAGUUGUGGAUGCUCAAAUCAUCCCUGGAAUUGCCUUUAGAACCCAAUUAUGAGAAAGUCAGACUUGCACUAUUUUGAUCAUGCCUUGUGUUUUCCUAAGUGUCCUUAUCCCACUGGAUUGUGUCUCUUAUUCCCAAGACCUAUUCUAAAUGAUUUUUUGACUCUUUUCAUUAAUCAUUAAUCAAAUUCACCCCAAACCUCAAAGCUUUGCCAUUAGUGUAGAUAUUAAAAGUGUUACUGGCUGGGAAGGCACUCCUCAGAGCAGAAGUUCUAAAUUAAUUUAUCUCUUCUUUUAUCAUUUGCUCACUCACUCACUCAUGGACCCAUUUAAUCAUAGAAUAUUUAAGAUUUAUAUGCCCAGAAUUAUACUAGUGCCUGGGCCUUGAAAAUUAAUGAAACAGUAUUUAGGAUGAAUGUGUAAGUGUCAAAAGGUCAGUAUUAUGAAGGAGAAAAUAUUCAACUUAAUAUGUAAAUCUUCAAAUUACAUUUUGUAUAUCAUCUGUGUUGGAUGGGGGGGGGGAAGAGGCUCCAAACAGUUUGCUAAAUACUAUUUUCAAAGUUAUUUUUGGGCAUUGCAAAAUACCUAGCCUCAUGUCCCAAAGAAUGAGAUAUGGCAGUCUGACCCUGAUUGCCUGAAAGUACUAAUUGCAUUUAUAAUUAUUAGUUAACUAGGUGCUCCCAGACUGCAAAGCAAAUUUCUAAACCCCAGAUCAUACCUUUGUAUGUAUGUAAAAGCUUUAGCAUAUUAGGGAAAAAAAUUAAUCUGUAUUUCAAAAAUAAACUUUGAGGUUUGAAAAUAAAAACAAUAUUAAUAAUGAUAAUAUUAACAUCCAUUUAUGUAUGACUUAAUCUCUACAUAAUUUAUUGAAUCAGAAUGAACCUGGAACAGUUUUUGAUGAAUUGGUAUCCUAGAAGCUGUUUCUAUGAACAUUAACUGCUGGAGGAUUAGGUAAUCAGGGUUUCCAAGGGUUGUGAUCAUUUUUCUAGUGACACCACAGUAUUUAUUGUAAAAUUUAGGGAGCCUAAAAGAACAAGUGAUUCUGACAGUAGCUGACUACAGACAAGAAAAUUAUAUUAGAACUCAUGAUAUGUUUUUUUGAAGUAUUUGUUAUUACUCAGAAGGGUUCAUAAAUCAUUUUCCACUACCUCCAUUCCUCCUGUUGAAGCUUCCCUCAAUCAGCUUGUGAUUCCUGACAGCUCACUGGCAACUGUACUAAGGUGGCCACUGUAUUAUCUACUCAUCUUUCUGCACCCAGCACUCUUAGCCCCAGAUAACCCACAGAAACCUAUUUUCUCACCACUUGACAUUUCUUCUAGGCCAUGCAAUUCUAUUUUUGUAAUUUAUGUGUAAAAAAUGCAACCAAAUUCCUGCAUUAUCAAUAUCAGUUAUUCACCAGCAUGUAAUAGAGUAUCAUGAAAUAAUUGAGCUUAUCUGUUAAUAUAAAAACACAGAUCCAGUUCGUGUCUGUGGCUGUUGUAGGGGGUGGCUCACUGGAGCCAAACCAUGUGGUGGAAGCUCCUGAAACUGAUGGAGAAAGUGGAAUAUGGCAGAUUGGGUAGGUGGGAGAACAAUUCUGGAGAUUUUGUUUCUCAUGUUAAAGUGUCUGCAUUUUAUUUGCCAUACCCUGCCUACUCUGGUUUUAAGGAUUCUGUGACUUCUUCAAAAAGCACCAAAUGUUCUCUUUUCCAGGUCUAGAUUUUUCAAUGAGUACUAUGUAAAAUUGUCAAUAUGCAAUGGAAUAUUUCAUAAUAAAUUAAGAAUUACACUC